Manis pentadactyla (Chinese pangolin) is the source of this 1468-nucleotide messenger RNA. Its product is annotated as dipeptidase 3-like. Lineage: Eukaryota; Metazoa; Chordata; Mammalia; Pholidota; Manidae. Gene Ontology annotation, biological process: proteolysis. Gene Ontology annotation, molecular function: metallodipeptidase activity. The record is from RefSeq and is a predicted model, not a curated record.
CCUGUGAAGCAUGCGUGCCCUGGGCUUCGAGGCACCCUGCGCGCUGCUGAUGCUCCUGUUGGGGCUGCCGCGGCCAGCGACCCCCGCCCCGACAGCGUCAGGCGAGUCCACACCCUCGCGUCAGCGGGAGAGCGCGCAGGCCCUGAUGCGAGACUUCCCGCUGGUGGACGGUGCUGUGGUGGACCUGCCUGCCCGGACCUGCAAGAAGAAUGAUGGCAUUGUGAUAGUGUCCUUGUCCGUGGGGGUGCUGCAGUGCAACCCAUUAGCCAACGUGUCCACUUGUGCAUCCAGAGCAAGCAGUGGAGUUCCAGAGCAACCCCUGCCCACGCCAACCCCCAGCCUUCCCCAGUUCUGGUCGGCCUACGUCCCAUGCCAGACCCAGGAAUGGGAUGCUGUGCGCCUCACCCUGGAGCAGAUUGACCUCAUUCCUAGCAUGUGUGCCUCCUACUGUGAACUAGAGCUUGUGACCUCCAUGAAAGGUAAGGGGACUGGUCAGGGAAUGUUAGGGACUUGUUUGAGCUACCCAGCCCCUGAAAGUGAUCACCUGACCUACCUGCCCCCAGCUCUGAAUCAUACCCAGAAGUUGGCUUGCCUCAUUGGUGUGGAGGGCGGCCACUCACUGGACUGUAGUCUUUCCAUCUUGCAUGCCUUCUGUGUGCUGGGUGUGCACUACCUGACGCUCAACACACCUGCAACAUGCCCUGGUGAGCACAGUGCAGACGGUAUCACCCACCCUGUCUACAAUGUCAGUGGGCUGACCAGCUUUGGUGAGAAGGUGGUGAUGGAAAUGAACUGCCCGGGCAUGAUGGUUGAUUUGUCCCAUGUCUCUGAUACUGUGGCACAGCAAGCGGAAGUGUCACAGGCACCUGUGAUCUUUUCCCAUUUGGCUGCCAGAGGUGUGUGCAAGAAUGCCUGGGACAUUCCUGAUGAUAUCCUGAAGCUGCUGAAGAAGAAUGAUGGCAUUGUGAUAGUGUUCUUGUCCGUGGGGGUGCUGCAGUGCAACCCAUUAGCCAACGUGUCCACUGUGGCAGAUCAUUUCAACCACAUCAGGGAAGUCAUUGGAGCCAAGUUCAUUGGGAUCGGUGGAGAUUAUGAUGGGACCAACAGGUUCCCUCAGAGCCUGGAGGACAUGUCCACAUACCCAGUACUGAGUUGUGGCUGGAGUGAGGAAGAGCUUAAGGGUGUCCUUCGUGGAAACCUGCUACAGGUCUUCAGACAGGUGGAAUAGGUGAGAGAAGAAAACAGUGAGCAGAGCCCUGGGGAGGAUGAAUUUCCAGACAGGCAGGUGGGCAGUUCUUGCCACUCCCACCCGUCUCAGCCUCAGAGCAAACACAUGGCCACACAGCUGGACAUGACCAAGUGGCCAACCAGUCGGGUCCUCCAGAGGCCCUCAAAAGCCUCCCCAUACAUCAUUCUAGGCCUCAUGGCUAUUGCCGCCUUUUCAGUCCUCCUCCUGUGGUUCUGGUGA